AUGAUUUUACUCAUCUGUGUGUUUGCGUUGACACUCGUCCCGUUAACGACCGAACGGGACAGCCAACUAUUCAAAGUGAUCCUUACAAUUUUAAAUCAAUCCAAUUGCCCUGGAAUUGUUCUUUCCCUCUCUGAAACUGAGAAUGAAAUCUCAUUAGUCAACCUAUUGACAGGUGAUAACAGAAAACCCGUCACGCUGUUCUCUCACGGACGUAACGAAAUCGUUUGCAAUGAUGCGGUCGUGUCGUGUUACAGCAACGCCAAUGAGCUUUCGACGAUCUACCGCAAACUCGUCAAUCAUUUCCAUCUGAACAAAGUGAUUGCUGUUACGAAUUUGACUGACCAAGCCGACAAACUGUUGCUGGACGUGAUGAACGAACGAGUUUUCGUGCUGCUCGAACAACCGGACAUUUUAAUCAAAUUAUUAAGAUGGUCCGUCAAUGAAAAUCGCAUCAUCCGCUAUGAGAAUCUCAGCGUUUUCGACACCCGCGAACUUUUGAAUCUCAAAUUGGCUGGCCGGCAUCUUAGAAUCGCAACGCUUCAUCAUCCGCCAGCUGUCGUUGUGCGUGAGCCGGGCACCGAACUAGAGGGGAUCGAGCCAUUAAUCGUGAAACUCAUCGCAGAAAAAUUGAAUUUCACAUUCACGUACGUCUUAGCACGAGCCGACGAGAUGUGGGGGGACAUGGUGAAGAACAAGACGACGGGCAAGAUAAUCGAAUUCACGGGCAUCCGGGGCAUGUUGGUGAGAAAAGAAGUUGAUUUAGCGUUCGGAGAUUUGUACAUGAUGCACUCCUGGUUGCCUCACAUCAGUUUCAGUCAAAUAUACAAGACAGAUUACGAUUGUUUCGUAGUGCCCGGUCCGAAACCAUUGGCCAAUUGGACGGCGUUAAUUGCCCCGUUUUCUUCAAACACUUGGCUGGCCACUUGUGCUUCUCUCUUGCUCGUCACUAUCGCUCUCUUUCUAGCUGGUAAAUUAUAUCAGCGAAGAUCAUUGAUCGCUUCGUUCAUUUUCGUUCUCGGUCAGCUCCUUUGGAUCCAACAACCUCGUCUACCCGAUGGAAGGGCGUCCGUCUGCCGCUUGUUUCUCAUCUGGUGUUGGCUUUUCGCAGCUACCAUCUUGUCCACCGUUUAUCGUUCCGGUUUGAUUUCAUUCCUAACUGAACCGUUCGCCCAGCAACCCAUCGAUACGAUCCAGCAGUUGGUAGAGAGUCCCCUCAAUAAAAUGAUGUUCAGCGAUUUCUACAAGACGGUGCUGUUGAAUUCAUCGGAUCCUCAUCGUCGUCUGUUAGGUCAUCAACUGACCACCACUAAUAACAUCAGUCACAUGCUAUCCUUGCUGGAAACUGGCCAAUGGGCAGUCGAUUCAUCGCUGGAUAGUUUGAAUUAUUUAAUGAUGACACAAUCGAGUUCGCCGCAUGAUUUGCACGUCAUGAAGGAGAGGCUGUUCCCGACACGUUCGUCCUUUGGCCUUCAAAAAGAUUCACCUUUGAAGGCCCGAAUCGACCUUGUGCUUCAACGUCUGACCGAAGCCGGUUUGGUUGAUUACCACCGUUCGAUGAAGCCAUCCGGAAGACAUCGGCAAAGUGCUCCAACCUUGGUGCGAUUCUCUUUGAUUAAUUUAGAAGGGGCAUUCUACUUACUGGCCAUUGGCAUCGUUAUCUCGAUCACGGCCUUUUUAAUUGAAUGGAUCCUUGCUGUUUUGAUUCCAUCCGGCUAAAAAUUCGAUGUGUUUUUUCUAAAGAAAUAAGUGGACCCUGUUUAUAUUUGAUUGUUUAUCAAGACACAUCGUUUUGAAUUUAUUACAUCGGUGCCAUGUUAUUGACAAGAUUAUAACAAACGAGUUAUCAGAUG
Molecule: messenger RNA, 1850 nt
Organism: Daphnia carinata
Lineage: Eukaryota; Metazoa; Arthropoda; Branchiopoda; Diplostraca; Daphniidae
Product: glutamate receptor U1-like
Exons: 1
Coding region: 1-1716 (571 amino acids)
Cellular component (GO): membrane
Molecular function (GO): ligand-gated monoatomic ion channel activity
Source: RefSeq, a predicted model, not a curated record